AUGGUUGAAACACAAGACGCCUCGAGUGAGAAGCGAGAGACACAGGCCAUCUCCUUUGCCGCUGUAGCAGGUGCUGCUGAGCAUGCUACAAAAGCUACGCAACAACGCGCAGCGACAACAACGGCGACUGAGCAAAGUGUCGCAGAGAACGCCAGCGUGGCGAGUUCGCAAGGAGACGUGGGCGCUUCGUCGCAGGUGAGUGACGCUGCUGCUGCUGCUACAGAGAAGAAGGCUGCUGCUACUGCACCGCCAAAGGUCAAUCCUUGGAAGAAGCGCACAGAGCAGACCAGCAAGUCGGCGAGUCCUGAUCUCCCAACAGCCGCGUCGGCGCCAAACAAAAGUGAUGGUCCAAGUGAUGGCACCAGACCUGCAGGCAAGUCUGCUCCAAUGGAGGAUCAGACACUGUGGCCUACACUUGACAAGGCGCUCCAACAAGUUGAUCUCGCUUCAACAAGCCGUCGUCAAUCUGCUCCAGAGAGUGGGACGACGCACAGUGGUGAGCAUGCAACCACAAAAUCCGCUGGAAAGAAGGAAUGGGUCAAGUAUACACCCAUCAUCACGCAUACACCUAUUGCGAGCCAAAUCAAGCGCGGAUCUGCUACCUCCUCUGGUGGCCAUGCGCGCGGCAGCAGUCAUACAGGUGGUGGCCGACACACUGGAAAUGGCACGGUGCCUCGAUUCUCACGCUCCACAUCUGCAGGUAAUAAGGACAGCGGUAGUGAAAUUCCCGCAGAUGGCUCUUACCAUGCAGAGGUCGCUGGUGACGGUCAACAGGGUCGACUCACGCGUAUGACAAGCGAGCAAAGCAGAGCUGGAGAUCGAAAGCGUGCUCAGUCUGCAACGAAUCAGCGGAUGCCAAGGAGUCCUGAACAUUGUGGUCAGGAAGGUGCACUUGAUCAAACACCAGAACGGUCAGCUGCUACAUCGCGAUCGUCUUCUAAGCUGCGCGGUGAUACACCUGUCGCUGGACAUGAACAAGUUGUCGGUACUGCACAACAGACGCAGCAGCAUGCGUACGGCGCUGACAAGCCACAACGCGGGCCGCGUGACCCUGCUACAUUCAAUGGCUCUACGGGACGCGGCGGUCGUGGCGGCGCUGCUUAUGCUCCGCGUGGUCAUCGUGGUAAUCAUAGCAUGCAUACGAAUGGUCAUCAAAAUGGCUCCUACCGACAUGGCGGUAGGACGUCCUUUGGCUCUCCACGCGAGUUUGUGGGCUAUAUGGGUGAUGGUGUUCCCAUGUCCUUUGUCAAUCCUGCGCAACAAGCUGCUUACAUGAUUGGACCUGGUAUGUUGGGCAUGCCACCCAUGAUGAUGGACCCGAUGAUGGCACGCCCACUCGUGCAGCAACAACUCGAGUAUUACUUUUCGAUUGAAAAUCUGUGCAAGGAUUUGUUUUUGAGGAAGCACAUGGAUGACCAGGGUUUCGUGGCACUUCCCAUCUUGGCACGAUUCAAUCGCGUACGCAGCAUUACCUUGGAUUAUGGACUCAUCAGGGAUGUCUGUGCAGCAAGCGGUUUGAUUGAGCUCAAGUGUGUCUCUGGUGAACAGGAUAAGAUUCGUAAGCAAGAAGGAUGGGAGCAGUGGGUGUUGCCGGUGGAGCAACGCGAUGCGGGUACGCAUGCUCAGCAACAAGCUCCACAACAGCAGGAAGGCGUUGUCAAUGGUGCUGGUCAGUUGAGCGAAUUGGUGACUGCACCUGCGUUUGUGCCGGGUAAGCAAGUUUCGACCUCGCCGGAGUCGCCGCAGGUGAAUGAAUUGACUGCUGUUGGUCGCACCGAGGCUGCAAGCGAAGCUGCGUGA
Messenger RNA from Protomyces lactucae-debilis, 1800 nucleotides. RefSeq lists its product as uncharacterized. The transcript has a single exon. Gene Ontology annotation, molecular function: RNA binding. The record is from RefSeq and is a predicted model, not a curated record. Gene Ontology annotation, cellular component: cytosol; cytoplasmic stress granule. Bases 1 to 1800 code for a protein of 599 amino acids. NCBI's taxonomy places the organism in Eukaryota, Fungi, Ascomycota, Taphrinomycetes, Taphrinales, Protomycetaceae. Gene Ontology annotation, biological process: positive regulation of translation.